This is a messenger RNA of Psammomys obesus (fat sand rat), 495 nucleotides long. Its product is annotated as putative vomeronasal receptor-like protein 4. Gene Ontology annotation, biological process: G protein-coupled receptor signaling pathway. Gene Ontology annotation, molecular function: pheromone receptor activity. The record is from RefSeq and is a predicted model, not a curated record. Gene Ontology annotation, cellular component: membrane. NCBI's taxonomy places the organism in Eukaryota, Metazoa, Chordata, Mammalia, Rodentia, Muridae. The transcript has a single exon. The annotation marks the transcript as partial.
UUAAGGUGCAUACACUUCUCACUAAUGUCCUCAUUAAAGAGUGUCCUUCAUUUCCAAGCUGGGAUUGGAGUCUUAGCCAAUAUGUUUCUCCUUUUUCUCUAUACUUUCAUAAUCGUAGGUCACAGACCUAAGCCCAUGGACCUGAUCUACUGUCAUCUGUCCUUUGUUCACCUAAUGAUGGUCCUCAUUGGAGGGGACAUGUGGCUUACAGACAUAUUUGAGUCACUGAACAUUGAAAGUGACUUCAAAUGUAAGACAAGUUUUUACAUAAGCAGGGUGAUGAGAGGCAUCUCUAUCUGCAUCACCUGCCUCCUGAGUGUGUUCCAGGCUGUCACUAUCAGUCCCAGAACCUCUUUUUUGGCAAAAUUUAAACCUAAGCUAAAAAAAUACAUGACUAGUGCUUUCUUCUAUAUUUGGUCUUUCAAUUUGUCCUUCAGUAGUAACCUGAUCUUCUAUGUUGGUGGUUUUACCAAUGUGAGUGAGACAAACCAGAUG